Clarias gariepinus (North African catfish) is the source of this 3350-nucleotide messenger RNA. RefSeq names its product aminoadipate-semialdehyde dehydrogenase-phosphopantetheinyl transferase (gene aasdhppt). Gene Ontology annotation, cellular component: cytosol. Bases 234 to 1118 code for a protein of 294 amino acids. NCBI's taxonomy places the organism in Eukaryota, Metazoa, Chordata, Actinopteri, Siluriformes, Clariidae. Gene Ontology annotation, molecular function: holo-[acyl-carrier-protein] synthase activity; magnesium ion binding. Gene Ontology annotation, biological process: fatty acid biosynthetic process. The transcript has 6 exons. The record is from RefSeq and is a predicted model, not a curated record.
UGCAGACAGACACGAGCAGUUUAUCCGUCGACAGGUUUGGCACUGUAAUAAAUAAUAAAACAACAGCUGGAAUUAAUCUCGUGUGUCUAGAUAUGUUUAAUGCCAUGGGAUGGAAGCAGUCAGAUCGGGAAUUAACAUGCACGUGUGAAUUUAUAAAAUAAUAAUAAUAAUAAUAAAAAGAAGGAAAAGAAAACGUGCGGACACAGGACGUGAACACAACUGCGACGCGGCUCAUGGAGGGCGCGCGCUGGGCGUUCCGGUGCGGCACGUGGAGCCCGAGCCGGGCCGACUGGCUGCUGUGCGCGCGCUGUGUUCAACCGGAGGAGAGAGAGCGGAUCGGUGGGUUUGUGUUCGCCAAAGACUCCAAAGCAGCCAUGGCUGGGCGUCUGCUGAUCAGGAAGCUGGUGUGUGAAAAGAUGGGUCUGCCCUGGAACGGGUUCCGUUUGGACAGGACGCCCCGGGGGAAGCCCUACCUGGGCCACCCUUUGUCUGCCUCAGGCUCCGCCCCCUGGAGUUUCAACAUCUCUCACCAGGGUGACUUUGCCGUGCUGGCGGCCGAACGUGGGAGGCAGGUGGGAGUGGACGUGAUGAAGACCACCAGACCAGGUAGCAGCUCUGUACAGGAUUUCUUCCACAUUAUGAAGCGUCAGUUCACCGAUUACGAAUGGCGGACCAUCACGUCUGCGCAGUCCGACUGGGACCAGCUGCACCUCUUCUACAGACACUGGGCACUUAAGGAAAGCUUCAUUAAAGCGAUUGGCUCUGGGCUCGGCUUCAACCUUCAGAGGGCGGAGUUUCACAUUUCACCCAAUCAGAUGCAGGAAGGGCGUGUCUUCUGCCGGACCAAGUUGCACCUGGAUGAGGAGGAGGAGGAAGACUGGACAUUUGAGGAAUGUUUGUUGGACGAGCAUCAUCACGUCGCCGUGGCGCUGGGAAGACCCGACGGCUCCGACCAGAACGAUGCUGGGAAUCCCGGAGAGGCCAGAUGCCUGGGGUUCACCGUCCUGAGCUUCGAUGAGCUGAUGGCGGAGGCCACGCCCCUUUCAGAUGAGGACCCCGACCACUGGGAGAGCUUUAGGAGGAAACAGGAGGCACCGCUGCGACAGAGUGAAGGAUAGGGCGAGUUUGUGGGGUGUAAAUUUUAGGCUUCAUUACAGAACAUUAUGGUCGGAAUAAAUCAGGAGUGUGUUCCUGUCUCACAGCCAGCGGUCCAGGGGUUGAGUCCCAAUCCGGUCCAGGAUAAAGUGAUUAUUGGGAAGGAAUGUAUAAAUACAGUGCAGGGGAAAGGUAUUUAAUUCCUGAUGAUUUAAUUUAUUAAGAGGGAAAAAGCUGUCCAAACUUGACUGGCCCUGUGUGAAAAAGUAAUUGCCCCCUAAACCUAAUAAAUGGUUGCGCCACUCUUGGCGGCAACAACUGCAGUGAAUCAUGGCAAAGACGUUUUCAAGGCACUGAAUGUGUGUGUGGAUGUGUAAUAAACCAAGGCUGCUGAGUGUCAUGUGACUCUUGGUUCAGUUUCUGUCCUUCCCUGCAUUCCAUCCUGUUUCUUCCUUUCUCAGAUCUCUCUCUCUCUAUCUCUCCUACUUGCUCGUUCUUUCUCUCCAACACUGCAUCUGUCUCCCUCCAUCUGUCUUACUCAGCCUCUCUCGCCUUGCUUUCUUUUGUCGCCUCCUUUUGACAUUUAAGCAAAAACUGCGGUGUGUGUUUUUCUCUGUUGACUUUUCGUGCCUUUGUGUUUCUCUUCCAACACACAUACACACACACACACAGUGCAUGUAGUCAUGAGAGUCAAAGACACACACACACACAGAGAUACGAGUUUGCAAAAAGGGGUCCCACCAAGACAGUAAAGUGUGUGUGUAUGCAUUCUCGUGUGUGUUUUUCCCACCUUUUUUCUUCUCCCGUGAAAAACACUUUCCCGCGUUACCACGGCAGCACAGCCUGUUACACCGACGUGACUGGAACGCACGGUGUUAGCCAACUGAGCUAAUCUAAUACAGACUGACCGAGAGUGAGUGAUAGUGUGGUGCAGAUUGAGUGAGUAUCGAUGCGUGUCGAGGCGCGUUUCCCUGAAGGCCACGCACUUUCUACCGCGCUCACUUAACACUUAAGCAUGCGCAAGCACACACAGUCUGAGUGGUGUAUCUGUCUGCAGUACUGUCUGGUUUAUUAGAAAACCCUGUAAACCUUCUUAUCAAGCAGUCAUGCAGAGACGGGUCACGCUCUCCUGACCUCAUCACACGUCAGAACCAGAGGCACAUGCAAUCGUCUAGGGCUUUCAAAGACUGGAGCAAAAACAUCCAGUGUGUUUUGUGUUUAUGGGAAUUUUUGACGAGAAGGCCUGGCUCACGGUCUCCACUCUUUAUUCAUCCCAAAGGUGUUCUAUAGGGUUGAGGCCAGGACUCUGUACAGGUCAGUCAAGUUCUUCUACACCUAACUUGCUCAUCCAUGGACCAAGCUUUGUGCACUGGUGCGUAGUCAUGUUGAAACUAGUGUGGGGUUGUUUUUCAGGAGUUGGCCUCGGCCAACCUUAGUAAAAGGAACUUUUAUUGCUUCAGCGUACCAAGACAUUUUAGACAAUUUUAUGCUCCCAACUUUGUGGGAACAGUUCGGGGACGACUGAAGCUGUUAUAGCUGAAAAGGUGGGCCAACAUCAUAUUAAACCCUGUGGAUUAGGAAUUAGUUCAUAUGCAUGUGAAGGCAGGCGAACUAAUACUUUUGGCAAUGUACUGUAUUUCCUCAAACUUUCAUAAUUUAUUUCCAUAAUUUUUUUGACCAUUGUUAAAAGCAUUAGAGAAAUAAAACUGAAUUAAAUGGAAACGAAAAAUGCUUUGGCAAUAAUUUAGUUCUUAACUAUUUCUUUUUUUUCUUUUUUGGAGAAAGAUGAGUUGUGCCAAGCGCACCAAACACAGUGAAGCAUAGUGGUGGGAGCAUCUUGAUAUGAGGCUGCUUAUUUAAAAACGCUAUUGUGGUAUAAAUCAUGAAACAGAAUUUUCGGAGAAGAUUAAACAUGUUUUAACAAUACACUAAAAACGCCUAGCCAAUCUCCUAACUGGAAUCCCACUGUUAUUGGAAAAAACAUUUACCUGAACCUUAGUGAUUUGUGGAGGAUCUGCUAAGACGAUUGGGUUGAAAUUAAACCACAGUGCUGUAAAUAUCUAAUUCCUUUCACAGGGAUCCUAAAAUUAUGAUUGCCAACAACACCUAUGCGAGAAAUGUUAAUUUGUAGUGUCUGAAUGUUUCUUAUUCCACUUAUUUCCUUAGUAUCUUUUUAUGUUACUGGUUAUGCUUGUUCAUUUAGGCUUUGAUGUUCAGAAUUAUAGAAAUAACUGCAAAUCACUGUGUGUAAAAAU